AUGUUUGCAGUUUUAGUGAAAUAUAUUGCAGGUAUUUUAGGCGUGCUUAGAACUAAUUAUAGCGAUAAAGCAGUUAGGGAAGGUCUAGUAGAGUGCGAUAAAGCUUCACGUAGGAUUAGGGAUUCUAUGCGCGGAUCUUGGUCUAUAGGUGAAAAACAACAUCUUGAGGCUUGCUUACGUAAUAUUAAGUCGAUGCGUAAACAUUUUAAAUUAGAACAAAAGAGGGGUCAUGGCUUAGCAUCGAAUAAAGGAACCUCCACUUCGGCUUUUAGUAAUAGAAAAGAAACCGCAAAACAUCGCGUUCAUUGGGAUGAUUCCAGUUCGGCGUUUAGAAAUAGAAUACGAACUGGAGUUAUCACUAAUCUUAAACAUAAAGACCCCGGCAACUUCUUAAUGGACUGUAAGACAAUCUUCAAAAGCCGAAUUCAUAACGCGUUGAAGCAAGAUGAGGCUGUGAAAGUAAAUGCGAUUUUUUGCGGGGAAUUUGCGAUUACUCAAGGUGAAAAGAUGCUUAAUGAGUAUAAGUACUUUACAACAUCAAAUGCGGCAAUAUAUAGGGGUACUGAUAUAGAAGAGUGGUUUAAGGAGAAUGUUGAGAAACCGAUAAUGACCAAAUUAUCGGAGUUCCAAGACCGUGACAGCGGUUGGGCCCUUAAGGCUGUUAUCAAUUUAGGGGUUAAUAUUAACAAAUUCACACCUCAACUUGGCUCUUCAUAUAUUCAGCUACCUUCACAAAUUCAAUCAAAAAAGUCAUGCGUUAACGUUAAGAAUGAUGAUGAUGCCUGUUUUGCGUGGGCGGUGGUUCCGGCGUUGUAUCCUGUUGAUAAAAAUCCCCACAGAAUGUCUAAAUACCCUCACUACUCUUCCGUGCUCAAGCUUAAAGGGAUCCAGUUUCCGAUGACUAUGCGACAAAUUCCGAACUUUGAAAAACAAAACAACAUCUCCAUUAACGUGUAUAUUCUGAAGCAGGAGAAAAAAGACCAGUUUAAUACGUUGCCUACCUACCUAACGAAGGAAAAGAGGGAUAAACAUGUGAACCUGCUUUUAGUGCAAGACUGCUACGAACAAUCGGUCAAGUUCCAUUAUGUUUGGAUAAAAAAUCUUUCACGGCUAGUAUCGAAGCAGUUAAGCAAAGAAAAAAGGCAAAAGUAUAUUUGCGAUAGAUGUUUACAUUUUUACCGUUCUGAAGAUAAAUUACAUAAGCAUACUAAGGAUUGCAUACAAAAGAAUGAUACAGCCAUCAAGAUGCCUACAGAGGAAAAAAAGAUGUUGAAGUUUAAAAAUUUUAAAAAUAAAAUAAAAGCCCCCUUUGUCGUAUAUGCAGAUCUCGAGAGCGUUCUGAAACCUAGCGAGAAGAAGACCGCCUACCAACAGCAUAUUCCAGCAGCUGUAGGAUACUACCUCAAAUGUUCAUAUGACGAAUCUCUUUCGUUUUAUAACAGCUACCGCGGUGAGGACAGUAUGCGAUGGUUUGCUGAUGAGAUGAAUAAGCUUGCGGAAGAUGUAUCUACAGUGUUUCUUUGUCCCUACAAGAUGCAUAUGACUCCACAGCAGGAGCUUGAAUUUCAAGCAGCAACGGAGUGCCAUAUUUGCGAACAGUCAUUUAAAUCUGGACAAAAGAAAGUUCGUGAUCACAAUCAUCUUAUCCCGGUGAACAACUUCCGCGGAGCUGCAUGUGAGGGAUGCAACGUCAACUAUCAGGAUACUCAUACAAUCCCGGUGGUGUUCCACAACUUGAGUGGAUAUGAUGCUCACUUUGUUGUAGCAGAUAUUGCUACUAGAAUGGAUGGCAAAAUUGACUUGCUCCCUAUAACCAAGGAGAAAUAUAUCUCUUUCACCAAACAUAUCGAUGAGUCACGUGUCUCCUUUAGGUUUAUCGAUAGCUUCCGGUUCAUGGCGUCGGGGCUAGAUAAACUAUCGUCAGCACUGACAGAAUUUCCCAAUCUCAAGGCGCAAUUCUCUACACUACCUGCGGAUCAAUUUAAUCUUUUAACUAAAAAAGGAGUCAUGCCGUAUGAUUACCUCGACUCGUUUGACCGCUUCGAAGAGCCAACUCUACCUCCUCAAGAUGACUUCUACAAUAAGCUAGAAGAUAAGCCCUGUCCCAGAAAAAUGUAUCGUAGAGCUCAGGAGGUGUGGGACAGAUUUAACUGCAGCAACUUGGGUCAAUAUGUAGACUUGUACAUGAAGACAGAUAUUCUACUCCUUGCAGAUGUCUUUGAACAGUUUAGAUCAAGCUGUAUUAGCACUUAUGAUUUAGAUCCGGCCCACUAUUUUACACUACCAGGCUUUACUUGGGAUGCCAUGUUGAAAUACACGCGACAAGAGCUGGAACUCCUUACCGACCAGGAUAUGUUCCUCUUUGUCGAGCGGGGUAUUCGUGGAGGGUUAAGUCAAGUCUGCUCUAAAAGAAGAGCUCAUGCAAACAACAAAUAUAUGCCCAAAUAUGAUUCAACGAAACCGGAUGUCUAUCUAAUGUACAACGAUAUCAAUAACCAGUAUGGAUGGAGUAUGAGUCAAUAUCUUCCAUAUGGAGGCUUUGAAUGGGUAGACUCCAACAUCGAUAUCACUACGAUUCCGGAUGAUGCAGAUGAAGGCUACAUUCUAGAAGUUGAUUUGGAGUAUCCACAGCAUUUGCAUGACGCUCACACUCUUUACCGUUCUGUGCAUUAUACAUCAACCCGAAGACUAUGA
Molecule: messenger RNA, 2694 nt
Organism: Photinus pyralis (common eastern firefly)
Lineage: Eukaryota; Metazoa; Arthropoda; Insecta; Coleoptera; Lampyridae
Exons: 1
Coding region: 1-2694 (897 amino acids)
Source: RefSeq, a predicted model, not a curated record